Molecule: messenger RNA, 3009 nt
Organism: Gasterosteus aculeatus aculeatus (three-spined stickleback)
Lineage: Eukaryota; Metazoa; Chordata; Actinopteri; Perciformes; Gasterosteidae
Source: RefSeq, a predicted model, not a curated record
GCUGCUGUCCAGGAUGGCGGCGAUGAAGGAGCAGCAGUUCCCAGAGGAGAAGCCUCUGCUGCCGGAGCAGCGCGGCGUGGAUUCAGACACGCAGGAUAAAGGCGAGGAGGCGUCGGGGGGGUCGCCGCGCCCCACCGGCCACGCGCCUCUUAACCACCCCUCCCCCCCCGGCCGCCCCACUCAGCGCUGGCACGUCAUCGCGCGCCACUGGCUCCGCCAGACGCGCCGUCGCACCGGCGGGUCGAUCCCGGAAAGCUUCGACCAGCUGAUGCCGGUGGGGGAUUGGAAGGAACACGACGUCGAGACCCCGUACGGGACGCUGCACGUGGUGAUCCGCGGGGCGCCAAAAGGGAACAAGCCCGCCAUCCUCACCUACCACGAUGUGGGACUGAACCACAAGCUGUGCUUCAACUCCUUCUUCAGUAACGAGGACAUGCAGGAGAUCACCAAGCACUUUGUUGUUUGCCAUGUCGACGCCCCGGGGCAGCAGAUCGGGGCAUCGCAGAUGCCACAGGGGUACCAGUACCCUACCAUGGACCAGCUCGCUUCGAUGCUGCCCACUGUGGUGCAGCACUUUGGGUUCAAGAGCAUCGUCGGGAUCGGCGUCGGAGCCGGAGCUUUUAUUCUGGCCAAGUUCGCCCUGCUCUUCCCUGACCUGGUGGAGGGUUUGGUUCUGCUCAACAUCGACCCCAAUGGCAAAGGCUGGAUCGACUGGGCUGCCACCAAGCUGUCAGGUCUGACCAGCGCGCUGCCGGAUACGGUGCUGCCGCAUCUUUUCAGCCAGGAGGAGCUGAUGAACAACACGGAGCUGGUGCAGAGCUACCGGCAGCAGAUCAACAACACCGUGAACCAGUUCAACUUGCAGCUUUUCUGGAACAUGUACAACAGUCGGAGGGACCUGGAGAUGAAUCGCAGCGGCACUGUGAUCAAUGCAAAGACCCUGAAGUGCCCUGCGAUGCUGGUCGUGGGAGACAACGGGCCGGCUGAGGAGGGAGUGGUGAAGUGCAACUCCAAAGUGGACCCGACGAACCCCACCUUCCUGAAGAUGUCUGACUCCGGCGGUCUUCCCCAGCUCACACAGCCCGGGAAGCUGACCGAGGCCUUCAAGUACUUCCUGCAGGGGAUGGGCUACAUCGCUUAUGUGAAGGAUCGGAGGUUGGGUGGAGGGCCAGUGCCCUCGGCCAGCAUGACCCGCCUGGCUCGCUCCAGGACGGCCUCCCUGACCAGCGCCGGCUCCGUGGACGGGUCCCGCUCUCGGGCCUGCACCCGCUCCGACAGCGCCGAGGGGGUCGCCCCCAUCGCCCACACCAUGGAGGUCUCCUGCUGAAGGGUCGGCCCGGGCCGCAGAGAGAGCAAGAGAGAGCGGGGGGGCGGGGGGUCCGACGGGGUAGAUUUCAUUUUCCCCUCCAUGUCACUUUGUCCGUCAUCUUCUCCCCCCCGCCCCCUCCGCGGUACGUGUUGCUACUAAUUACCCCAACACACCUUGAAACAGCGCCCUCCUCGCCCCUAUCGCCCAACACUUGUAGGCAACAGUGUCAGUUCUUGCGGUGUCUUCCUUGUGUGCGCUAAUGUCCCCGUCCCAACAGAUACUGAAGACACGAGCUGCUGCUGAUCAGCGUCAUCAUCAGGAACUCCAGGACGUGGUUCUGCCUGUAGUCAGGUGGUCUCUAACGUGCCUAUCGCACUCUGACCCAAACCAAACUAGACCGGAGGACCCAGCUGGAGCUUUUCCUGGCUCCAGCGCCCAGGAUAAAACCAAAUGCCGUCCCCCCCUCUUGCAUUAAACCUGCACGUUCUGUGCUUUCAAAGGGGAAACUCGGUUUCAGUGCUGGACGGUCUUCAUGCGCCACAUUCAGCUUCCGGUUUUUUUGGAGCCGUUUGGGCGCCAAGCUCGGAAUGUAGGGCAACGCCCCCACGCCACCCUAAAAAAACACCAACCCGCAACAGCCCCCAAAUAAUCACAAGGUGCCCCGGCUCUCACAGGCAAACCCAGUCGCACCCUAAAGGGCUAUUAGCUGUCACGUGUUUGCUUUAAAUGGUCGGUAGUGUCAGUCGAGUUUCCGUUUAAAUCCGUCUUUAGAGCAGAAAAGCGAAGGUGUUGUUACCGAAACACGGAGAGAGAUUCCGACUUUAAGGAGUGGUGUGUGACUGAAUGUCAAAAGAAGAAUGUCAUUUCUGAUCAAGGGAGGAUUUAAAAAGAAAAAGAAGAAGCGCUCAGAUGUCAUUGGCCGGUCAGAUCGAGCGCCUCAUUCGACUCCUCUCGCAACCUCGCGGGGGAAUUUAUGAGCCCUGAAGUUUGCAUGUAGCGGAGUUUAUGUUCACCUCUCGUCGUUUUCUUACUUCACUAAGCUUUUUCCUGCACACUUGGGAUUUCUCCCACUCGUCUUCGACCUAACCUGCCCGGGAGAUCCCCAAUGUAUUUUGUCCUUUAUUGAAGUGCUGUACAGUAUCGUCAACCCCUGCAGAACCCCUCGCUGAGGUUUUCACUUCCAUCCCCGAACACAAAAAGCAAGCUGCUUCCUGCUCCUCUUGGAGUUUAGAAAUAGUGAAGUUUGGUAGCAACGUGUAAACAGCUCGAUCAGCUUCUGUAGACGUCGGUCCUCCUUUCACCUGUAGAUAGUCUCAGUUUGCAGCACAGGUCCCCCGAAGCGACACUGAAGAAAACUUUAACAUAUUUCUGUUCCUCUUCAUUGGAGUUUCUUUUUUUAAUAGGAAACUAUAGGGUGUAAUCUUGGUAUAAUCAUAUUUGUUUGUGUGUACUACUACUACUACUCUUCGUCAUUGCUGCCAUUAUGGUUGAUUUGUAUUGAGCAAUAAGUUCUUCUUUUGUCGUUUGGUUGUUUCACACUGGGAGCUUGUUUCUAUUCACAACAGUAGAAGGGUUCUCCCCUACUUAGCUGUCAUUCAGAUGUGUAAUGUUAUUCAGUAUAUGGUAUUCAAAUAGUAAGAUUACUCUGUCUGUGUACUGAUCAAGUAACAAGUAUGAAAUAAAAACUUUGUCAAAAUGUA